Messenger RNA from Lycium barbarum (goji berry), 789 nucleotides. RefSeq lists its product as uncharacterized. Lineage: Eukaryota; Viridiplantae; Streptophyta; Magnoliopsida; Solanales; Solanaceae. The record is from RefSeq and is a predicted model, not a curated record. The transcript has a single exon. Bases 1 to 789 code for a protein of 262 amino acids.
AUGGAUGUUGAGUCACCCGAGUUCCAAGAUUGGGAGUUGCUUCACUCCAACCCGACUUCCCACUCCGAACCCGUAAUUCCAUCCGGUUCAGCCACGAACGGUCUGGAUGAAGUUGGAUCAGAAACAGGCGGUAUGAUUCAACCCAAUUACUUCUCUAUAGACUCCUCUCAAAGCAGGUACAUGACUAACUUCAGUGGAAGUGAAGAGGGCUCUGAAGAAUCGGAUAAUCCUAGUUGGAUUGAGCCUGGUUCGGAAAACCAGUUUAUCACGAAGAAUUACAGUGAAUUCUGGUCGGAUUCCGGCAGUGAUCGGUCCCAAACACGAACAACCGGUGAACGUGAAGGAAUUGAAGAGACAAGAAGUGAAAAUGGAGAAUUUGGGGACUUUGAGGAGGGACAAAAUAGUCAUUUACAAGAUGGUUCAGAAAAGAAGGAAAAUGGAAAUGUUGAAGGUGAAAAGAAGAAAAUGAGCAUAGUGUGGUGGAAGGUGCCAAUAGAACUUUUUAAGUAUUGGGGUUUAAGAGUUGGUCCUGCGUGGACAUUCUCUGUAGCUGCUGCUGUUGCUAUGGGUUUUGUUAUUUUGGGUCGUAGGUUGUUGUAUAAGAUGAAGAAAAAGGCGAAGAAAUUGGAACUGAAAGUAAGUGUGAAUGACAAGAAGAAGGUAUCUCAGUUCAUGAGCCGUUCUGCACGCCUUAACGAAGCAUUCUCUAUUGUGAAGCUGGUUCCUGUUAUUCGACCACAGUUGCCUGCGCCUGGAAUCACUUUGUGGCCUGCCAUGAGUUUGACAUAA